Molecule: messenger RNA, 210 nt
Organism: Prunus armeniaca (apricot)
Lineage: Eukaryota; Viridiplantae; Streptophyta; Magnoliopsida; Rosales; Rosaceae
Source: the annotation of a GenBank genome assembly
AUGGCGGAUUGGGGUCCCGUGGUAAUAGCGGUGGUGCUGUUUGUGCUGUUGACGCCGGGGCUGUUGUUUCAGCUGCCUGGGAAUAGCAGAGUGGUGGAGUUUAACAACAUGCAGACCAGUGGGGUUUCCAUCUUGGUCCAUACCAUCAUUUACUUCGGCCUCGUCACCAUUUUCCUCAUUGCUAUUGGUGUUCACAUCUACACCGGCUAG